AUGUCAAAACGGAAAGAAUACGUGGUUACAUUAAUUUUUGCUGGUCAUAUUAUUCAAAAUUUACAUUACGGGCCUUAUUGUCAUAAUUGGUGGUUAUCUCGACAAACUGACAAAGCUGAUAAUAUAAUUUUACUUUAUCCUAUACGACUUAAUAUGAAAACGUUAAUAACUCUUCAUAAUUUUGAUUUUAUAAUUGAGAUAGUUGAAUCAGUAUCAGAGUAUGGACCGGCACCUGGGUAUUUGUGUAAAUGUAAAGAUAUUCAAAGUCCGGUUAUAAUGGGAUUUGAUAACCCAAUUAUAUCUGAUAUUUUAAUUCAAGACCUUCCUUUUCAAGUGUAUGCAUUUAUUUUGGGAAAAUUACGAGUUUGGAUACUUGGUAUAGGAAAAUCAAGUAAACCUAAAUGGAAUUAUGCAGGAACUGAAUUUGAUGACAAUGAAUGCAAACUCACAAUUUAUAAUAAGCAAAUGGAGCAAGAAGAAACUUCAACAAUUAUAGAAUUACAAACCAGUUUACAUACACUAUAUCCAUUUAAUCACAUUAUAAAUGAUCGAGAACUACGUACGUGGAAAGCUAUGUUAAAAGCCGUAGGAUGUACUGAAAUAAUGCCAUUUAACAAAGAUCAAUUAGAAGCUUUGGAUGCAUUUUUAAUAGAUAAAGCACAUGUUGUUAUAAGUUCAUAUAAAACCGAUACUGCAACAAAUGAACCUCGAGCAAGUUUUUUCAAGAAACUAGAAGGUAAUAAAUAUACUUAUUGUGAGGAUUUAGGAGGAUUAUGUCAUACUUGUCAACAGUAUGGAUAUGAAAUCUUUUCUGAUCUUACUGACUUUAUCGAUAAAUAUAUAAUGCAGUCUUUAGAAAAAAAGCAGUUGAUAAUUGCGACAAAUAAUCUAAAGAGAUUUUUAAAACGUGAUUAUGAAGGUUAUUUUAAUAUCACAGCAAAUGGAACUACUUUUCACAAUAUAUAUAUCAAUUAUUGUUUGCUUUACACAUAUGGUCAAUGUACUGAAUGUCAUACUCAAAUAUGUAAUCAAUGUCAAGA
Scutellospora calospora is the source of this 1040-nucleotide messenger RNA. The record is from the annotation of a GenBank genome assembly. NCBI's taxonomy places the organism in Eukaryota, Fungi, Glomeromycota, Glomeromycetes, Diversisporales, Gigasporaceae.